AUGGAGGAGUUUAAAGAUGUGUUUCCAGAAGAACUUCCACAAGGGUUACCACCUUUGAGAGGGAUUGAGCAUGCUAUAGACUUGGUUCCAGGAGCUCCUCUACCUAACAAGCCAGCUUAUAGGUGUGAUCCAAGUGCUUCAAGGGAAUUACAAAGACAAAUUGAGGAGUUGAUUGAAAGAGGGUAUGUGAGAGAAAGUAUGAGUCCAUGUGCGGUUCCUGCUUUACUUGUGCCAAAGAAAGAUGGAACAUGGAGGAUGUGUAUUGAUAGUAGGGCUGUGAAUAACAUCACUGUGAAGUAUAGGUUUCCUAUGCCUAGAUUGGAGGACAUGCUUGAUGAGCUUAAUGGAGCUUCGGUUUUUUCGAAGAUUGAUCUUAGGAGUGGAUAUCAUCAGAUGAGGAUUAGAGAAGGGGAUGAGUGGAAAACAGCAUUCAAGACUAAGCAAGGUCUUUAUGAGUGGAUGGUGAUGCCCUUUGGGUUAUGCAAUGCCCCAAGUUCUUUCAUGAGACUCAUGAAUGAGUGUCGAAAGAAGGUGUACAUGUGGAUCCUUCAAAAAGUCCAAGCAAUUUCUUCAUGGAAAGCUCCUACUAAUGCUCAUGAGUGUCGAAGCUUUCAUGCUCAAAAGGCCUUUGAAGAGGUGAAAGAGAAGCUAUGUAGUGCUCCCAUACUAGCUUUACCAGAUUUCAAUAAGCUCUUUGAGGUGGAGUGUGAUGCAAGUGGAGUAGGAAUUGGUGCGGUUCUACUUCAAGAAAAGAGACCUAUUUCCUAUUUCAGUGAGAAGCUUAAUGGUGCUAAGCUAAACUACUCCAACUAUGACCGAGAGUUUUAUGCUAUUGUUCGAGCUUUGGAUCAUUGGUCACACUACUUGAGGCCUAAACCUUUCAUUCUACUUCAGAUCAUGAGAUGCACUUUCAAGAAGAUCUUACUUGUUGGCCAUGGUAGAUGCAAGAGUAUUGGGUUUGAACAUCUUAAGGAGUAUUACAAAGAUGAUGAAGAGUUUAGUUCCAUGGUUGCUGCACCUAAGGGUAUGUUUGUGCUUCAAGAUGGUUUCCUCUUCAAGGGAAACAAACUUUGUGUACCAAAGUGUGGAGUAAGAGAACUUUUGGUUCGAGAAGUUCAUGGAGGAGGCGUGGCUGGUCACUUUGGCAUACAAAAGACACUUGAUACUUUGAGUGAGAUUUCUAUUGGCCUAGCAUGA
Beta vulgaris subsp. vulgaris (sugar beet) is the source of this 1197-nucleotide messenger RNA. RefSeq lists its product as uncharacterized. The coding region runs from base 1 to 1197 and encodes 398 amino acids. The record is from RefSeq and is a predicted model, not a curated record. Lineage: Eukaryota; Viridiplantae; Streptophyta; Magnoliopsida; Caryophyllales; Amaranthaceae. The transcript is spliced from 4 exons.